GCACCGCCCCGCACCGCCCCGCACCGCCCCGCACCGCCCGCGGCCUGAGGGGAGCGGCGCCGCACCGAGCUCCGCGCGAGGCGGAACAAAGGCCGCGCCCCUCCGCGGGCCCUUGCGGGGCGGUGCUGCCUCAGCACCAUGUCCGGCGUCAGGAGAGCGCUGGCCGAGAAGGACCCCGACUACGAGGACAUCGCGGUGGCGCCGCCCAGCAAACGGCACCGCGCCGCCGAGCAGUCAGCUCGAGAUAUUGCUGUGCAGAAGAUUGAGACCAUUAUCAAAGAACAGUUUGCCGUCGAAAUGAAGAAUAAAGAGCAUGAAAUUGAAGUUAUAGAUCAGCGCCUGAUCGAAGCAAGGCGGAUGAUGGACAAGCUGCGUGCCUGCAUUGUGGCCAACUACUACGCAUCUGCUGGGCUGCUGAAACCUGGAGAGGGGACCAGGUCAUGUGAUACCACCAUUCUUAAUCACCCUUCCAUCAAGAAGUUUCUGGAGUCUCCCUCUCGCUCAUCAUCCCCUGCUCACCAGGGCUCGGAUGCGCCAUCAGCCAACCACUCCGAGAGCGACUCUCUCUCGCAGCACAAUGACUUCUUCCUGGACAAGGACAAUGGCAGCCUGGAUGCGGACGAGCGGCUGGCAAACAGCCUGGACCAGAGGCAGAGCAGAAGUGCUAGCCGGGACAGUUUGGGUGUUUCUAUCUCCCAAAAACCAGGACAACGAAAUGCAGGGUUGUCCAACGAUGAGACGUCCCGGCUGUACGUGAAGAAAACGAUUGUGGUGGGCAACGUCUCCAAGUACAUUCCCCCUGACAAGAGAGAAGAAAAUGAUCAGUCGACCCAUAAAUGGAUGGUGUACGUUCGAGGCUCUCGGAGAGAACCCAGCAUAAAUCAUUUUGUCAAGAAAGUUUGGUUCUUCCUACAUCCCAGUUACAAACCAAAUGACCUGGUUGAAGUAAGGGAACCUCCGUUCCACCUGACCAGGAGAGGCUGGGGAGAAUUCCCUGUGAGAGUCCAGAUACACUUCAAGGACAGCCAGAACAAGAGGAUUGAUAUCAUACACAAUUUGAAGCUGGACAGGACUUACACCGGCCUGCAGACGUUGGGCGCAGAAACGGUAGUGGACGUGGAGCUGCACAGGCAUUCCCUUGGCGAGGAGUAUCUCUUUUCUCACUCUUCUGAAUCGGACCUUUCUGAUGCUCCAGCAUCUUUACCGUUGCCAUUGAGCAUCCCAGCACCAGUUAAAGCUUCUUCACCAAUUAAACAGUUGCGGGACUCCAGCCCGGAUGCUUCUGUUGACAAAGGAUUCCCUGGGAAUGCUGAAAGUGAAAGACAUGCCACGUUUUAUUCCCUGCCAUCUUCGAUAGAACGGACUCCCACCAAAUUAGCCACACAGAAAGUUCCCUUUGGCUCUCAUGGAAAUUCAGCCUUUCAACCCAUUGCAGCUAGCUGUAAAAUAGUGCCUCAAGGUCAGAUUCCAAGCCCUGCAGAGUCGCCAGGAAAGUCCUUCCAGCCUAUCACCAUGAGUUGCAAGAUUGUAUCAGGUUCUCCAAUAUCGACCCCUAGUCCAUCUCCGCUACCUCGUACCCCAACCUCCACUCCGGUGCACAUGAAGCAAGGCUCUGCUAGCUCAGUCAUUAAUAAUCCAUAUGUUAUUGUGGACAAGCCUGGACAGAUGGUUGGAGCAGCAGCCACAAGCACAGGAAGCCCCACCAGCAAGCUGAGCAGUGUUUGUCAGGCCUCUCAUGGGGCUGGGUCUCCUGUACCGAAGAGCCAUGGGAGCAGCUUUGUGACCUCAACUGUCAAGCAGGAGGAUUCCCUGUUUGCCACCAUGCCACCUCUUUGUCCUAUUGGGAGUCAUUCCAAGGUGCAAAGCCCCAAAUCAGUCACUGGAGGACUUGGAGCUUUUACAAAGGUGAUAAUAAAACAGGAGCCAGGAGAGCUGCCCCAGCAACCCCAGGCGUCGGCAGCAGGGCUGACCACACAGACCUCUGUGCAGCAGUAUGUCACGGUAAAAGGAAGCCACAUGUUGGCCUUGUCACCGCAGAAGCCAGCUGUGAGCACGAGCGAGGGGACAGCACAGUCCAAGGUUGUUGGUGUUCCAGUUGGUUCUGCUUUGCAGUCAACAGUGAAGCAGGCAGUGGCUAUCAGCGGUGGCCAGAUACUUGUGGCAAAGUCUGGUUCUUCAGUGGCAAAGGCUGUUGGUCCAAAACAGGUUGUGACUCAAGGUGUAGCCAAAGCCAUCGUGAGUGGAGGUGGAGGAACAAUUGUAGCUCAGCCUGUGCAGACUAUAACAAAGGCGCAAGUUACUUCCACGGGUGCUCAGAAAAGUACAUCACAAGGAUCAGUGAUGGCUACACUGCAGUUACCAGCCACCAACUUGGCAAACUUGGCUAACUUACCACCGGGCACCAAACUGUACCUCACCACCAACAGCAAGAAUCCUUCCGGCAAAGGAAAACUUCUUCUCAUACCCCAGGGAGCCAUUCUGCGAGCCACAAAUAAUGCUAGUCUCCAAUCUGGUGGUUCUACAAAUAGUGGAGGAGGAGGAGGAACCCAAAGUACAAGCAGUAACUUGUCCCAGCACCUCACCUAUACAUCCUACAUCCUGAAGCAGACACCCCAGGGCACGUUCCUGGUUGGUCAGCCUGCUCCUCAGAGCUCUGGGAAGCAACUCACUCCAGCAUCGGUUGUUCAGAGCAAUGUAGGAGUUGGAACAUCUUCAACACAAGGACAAGCAUUAAAAGUAAUAACUGGACAGAAAACUGCUUUAUUUACACAGGCUACAGCCAGUGGACAGACAUCACUGAUGAAAAUAUCAGAUGGGUCUCUGAAAUCGGUGUCUGCCUCAUCCCAGCUCUCCAAACCUGGCACCACAGUGCUGAGAGUGUCGGGCGGUGUCAUCACCACGGCUGCUACUCCUGCUGUGGCCCUUCCCACAAAUGGGGUGGCCCAGCAAAUAGAUAAUGUAGGUUCUGGUUUGUCAUCUUCUGGAGCUCCUACAGCAAAAACAUCUGGACAGCAACACCAAGUCUGUAUAAACCAGACCCAGUCUGCUUCAUCAGCAGCGAGCAAGACUUCUACUGUUGUAAGUGUUGCUUCUCUGGUGACUACACCAACACCUGUGACUGGAAAAGCUGCAGUAUCAGGGUUGCUAAAAAUCCACUCAAAUCAGUCUAGUCCACAGCAGGCUGUUCUGACAGUUCCCAGCCAGCUUAAACAGCUCGGUGUAAACACAGCUUCUGGAGGUGUUCAGACAAUACUCAUGCCUAUGAACAAAGUGAUACAGUCGCUUUCUACCAGCAAAGUUUCAGCUGUGACAGCCGUCACGUCAGCAAGUACAGCUGUCUCUAGUAUGUCCGUGGCAUCCAUCACUAAAGUUAAGAUGGAGCCUGAUUCCACAGGACAGAAUUGCACCUCUGUGGGUACUCAGGAAGGGCAAGCGACAGUGAAAACAGAAGAGAAUUCAGAACUCGGGAACUACGUUAUCAACAUAGAAUACUUGGAGAACACCCAGCAGCUUUUAACAGCCAUAGUGAAGAAGGUUCCAUUAAUUGCUGAAAAAAGUGAAGAUGUAAGCUCUUAUUGUGCCGGUUCAGUGGAACAGUAUUACAGCUGGAAUAUUGGGAAGAGGAGGGCAGCUGAGUGGCAACGAGCACUGACCGUGAGAAAGAUUCUUCAGGAGAUCAUAGAGAAGCACCCCAGGUUUCACAGCAUCGCACCCCUGAAGACGAAGCAUGUGGUGCAGUGGUGUCGAUUCCAUGGCUACACUCCUCCUGACCCCGAGACCUUGCGGAACGAUGAGGAUUCCAUUGAAGAUGUGCUGACACAGAUAGACAGUGAGCCAGAAUACCCUUCAUCUUACAGCAGUGGUGAGGAGCUGUGCCAAAAACUAGAGGAACUGCAGCACUUUCUGAAACAAGAACCUGAGCAUGAAGAGGAAGUAGAUGUUCUCAACUUCAAUGAGCCUUUAAAACUAAACAUUAAGAAAGAACAGGAGGAGAAACAAGAGGAAAUGAAGUUCUAUUUGGCUUCCUUGCCUGCAUCAGAGUUUGUGAGAGACACAGCAGAGAAGAUAGGGAUUUCCUUUCAGCCUGCCGAGGUACAAAGGAACGUUUAUGCAUCAGUCAUAGAAGACAUGAUUUUAAAGGCCACUGAACAGCUAAUGAGUGACAUUCUGCGGCAAGCGCUGGCAGUGGCGUACCAGACAGCUCCUCACAACAGGACUCCAAGAGAGAUCACAGUGAUGAAUAUUCACAAAGCCAUCUGUAAUAUUCCCUUUCUUGACUUCCUCACAAACAAACACAUGAAGAUACUAAAUGAGGAACAAUGAAAGAGAGCAGAGAAGAUGCUACUGGAAAGGUGAAUUUAUGACUGAAGCUGGGCUGACAAAUCCAGUGGGACACUAUUGUAUACAUUUAUAGCAUCGGGCUACUAUCUUGUUACCUCCAAUUAAAGAUGCACCUUAAUGCAACAAAGUGAUGCUCUGUUCCAAAUCGAGUUGUUAAAUGUCGGUGUUUACUUGGUAAGUGUACGUUCAGUGGCUGAACAAACAUUGUCAGUUUGCAUCAAGCUGCAGGCUGUGAGAGGCUCCGUGCUCCUGGGCCCUCUGACAAGAGCUGUACUGAUGAGAUUAAACUUCUUUCUUUUCUUUUUAACAUUCAGUGUCUGUGGGCUUGGACUGGCUGAAACCUUUGCUUGCUCAGCAAGUACCCCCCCAGGCUGCUGUGAAUUUUGGAAGGCAUGUGCCCAGCUUGGCCUUGCUGCUCUGACAGCAUUCACUAACAGCCAGCUUGGAUUCUCAAGUGUCCCUUUGGCUGAAGUUCUGCCAGAUUCACAGAAGCCUGAUGAGGUCAAAGAAAUCAGAGCUUUGUUGCUUGUGGGAACCUCCUCUGAUGACCUGACUGCAAGGAAGUUCUGCUGCUCGUGCAAGGGCUUCCGUGUCUCAGGAAUGUCACUGCUGUAGGAGACAUGUCUGCAGGCUGGAUCAUGACACCUUUCUCAAGAAGGCUUUGAGAACAACAUGCAGACUGCCCUCCCCCACUCACUGCCCCUGUGUCCAGCCCCAUGGCUGCUUGCUCAUAGUGUGAGUAAGCCAUUGCAGCUUGGUGGGACUCUUGUUGGACUGUCAUGCUCUCAGGUGUGUGAGGCAGCAUUGUCAAGUGGGUGCAACAUGGGUCAAGCAACCUGAGCCUCCAGUGUUCUGAUCUCAGCUGGGUCACUGGCCUGCUGCAUGGCCUUUGAUUUAAUCACUCUGUGCCUCCGUUUCCCCACCUCUUGAGCAUGGGGAGCAGGAUAACCUACCUCACAGGGAUGUACUGAGGCCUCUCGCUCCUGUCGGUGCCGUGCUUUGACAGCACAAAGCCUUUAAUAAACAUUAAACUGCAUUUAUCUUUUCUGGCCUAGCGUGGGAACAUAAAUCUUCAAAGUGUUGCCUUCUGGUGCUUUUCUGGGGCUAGAAGAUGGGCCGUGGUAAUGCCAGCUGUGUGCAGGAACUGUGGAUAGAACAUGGUUCAGUUGGGUGGUGAUCUUGGGCUGCCAAGGGGAGCUGACAGGUGGGUGCAGUUCUGGAUCUGUAGAAGGUGCUGUGUGCCUCAGAUGAGAUGCUGCGUGUUUUCUCUGUCCUGGAUGAAGUGUUGAUACUGUCUGAGCUGUGAAGGGAGAAAUGCAGGGAGCUGGGGCUGCUGGCCCUGUGCUGUUUCUAAGCUGUUGUGAGCCCCAAGACCAUGCUGUGACCAGCCUCCUUGGGUACGGCCUUUACAAAAGGGUGUUUUGGAGCUGUCUGUCACUAUUGCUAUGAUGGGAUGUGUAGGAACAGCCUUGCCGUGCUUGGAUCUGCUGCAGUGACGCAGUGCGUUCCCAGCCCCCGGCUCCUGUGGGCUUUGCUCUGAGAUUUCAGUGUGCUCAGAGCAGCUUUUGAGAAGCCUCAGUGUGGGCAUGUUUGCAAAUCGUGGUGUCCUCGCCCAUGUCCUGCUGUUCUGCAAAGAGCUGUAUCAGCGUGGGAGGUGUGGGGCAGCCCUGCAGCACUGUGCUGCUAUAGCAGAUUGCUGCUGAGAUGUUCCAGAGCAACCACGGGCUAUUCUGUUGCAUUAAUAAUGGAUAGCAUUUGCUGAAGAGAAAUAAAACCUGUUAGAAAAUAACACAUUUCUCUCAGUGCUUUGGAUGUAGGAGAUGUUUGCAGUCUGUCCUUUGAAAAGCAGGGGGAGGAAAAUCUCGUCAGCGAGAAGUGCCUGUGUGAGUGGCUUGGGGUGGGGGCACAAGUGAGAGACCUCUCUUCAAACAUUGCCCCUUCGUAAUGCUGAGUGUUGGAAUCCUUCAUGUUACCUGUAUUAUACUGUAUAAUUAUGUAAGAUACGUAUGUUUACAAUAAAUUCUUUUAUUAGCUGUGA
Molecule: messenger RNA, 6379 nt
Organism: Coturnix japonica (Japanese quail)
Lineage: Eukaryota; Metazoa; Chordata; Aves; Galliformes; Phasianidae
Gene: YEATS2
Product: YEATS domain containing 2
Biological process (GO): regulation of DNA-templated transcription
Source: RefSeq, a predicted model, not a curated record